AUGCCGUCUCGAGUCGUCGAGGACAUCUGGAAUGUCACCGCCGCGCAGCUGAGUCCCGACCCCGUGCGCGUUGCAGUGAUGGAGUGCACGGACCCCGACGAGAGCAAGCGCUCCGCGGCGCUGAAGGCGCGAAUGGAGCGGCGCGGCGACGGCGUCGACGACUCCCCAGCCGCGGACGACGAUAUCUCGGCUGCUAUCAACCAGUACCUCUCAACUUGCGACCGGAUCAAGCGGGGCAGCGCCGAGCCGUGGACGGAGCAAGAGGACCGGCAGCUGCUCCAUGCCUUCUGGCUCUCGCUGGUCGACCCUACCGCUCCGCUCAGAUCGGCGGUCAUCGGCUCGGGCCGAGGCGCGCAUGCCAUCGAGCAUCGGCUCAACCAGCUGCGCUCGCGCCUCCCUCCCCACGUCGCUGAGCGGGCGCUGCCAUCUCGGCAGAAGCAGCUCCAGACGUCGCGCUGGCUCGAGCUGGCGGAGCGAUGCUGCAAUCCGCAGACGCGGCCGAGCGGGCCGCAGCAGAACGAUGCCGCCGUGGCCAAGGCGGCGCGUGCUGCGAUCGCCGACGACGAGAACCUCGACGACGCCGGCAAGCAGGCGCUGCGGCGCGCCGCUGGCAGAGCCCCGCUCCAGCGGCUCCCGCUCUCUGGGCUCGCCGCGAACUACACGGUGCCGCCGAUGCGCAUAUCGAGGAGGGCUCGGUCGUCUCACUGCCUGCUCACUGCAGCAGCGGGACGGCAAGCGGAUCGACCACGGGCGCGUCCCGACCGCGGCGCAAUAUGGGCCCUCGGCGAGGCAGGUGCGGAUCCCGGAGAAGUGGCAUCGGUCCGCAUCAACGACACCCGCUUCUUCCUCCUCGACGCAAACUCGGCCCUGGCCAGGCUGAGGCACACAACGUACAACGUGCUCGACAUCCAGAGCGGCACCUCGAUCGCCGACCUCCUCUCCAAC
This is a messenger RNA of Emiliania huxleyi CCMP1516, 945 nucleotides long. RefSeq lists its product as hypothetical. The annotation marks the transcript as partial. The transcript has a single exon. The record is from RefSeq and is a predicted model, not a curated record. Lineage: Eukaryota; Haptophyta; Isochrysidales; Noelaerhabdaceae.